Messenger RNA from Nelumbo nucifera (sacred lotus), 2187 nucleotides. RefSeq names its product T-complex protein 1 subunit alpha. Gene Ontology annotation, biological process: protein folding. NCBI's taxonomy places the organism in Eukaryota, Viridiplantae, Streptophyta, Magnoliopsida, Proteales, Nelumbonaceae. Gene Ontology annotation, molecular function: ATP hydrolysis activity; ATP-dependent protein folding chaperone; ATP binding. The record is from RefSeq and is a predicted model, not a curated record.
CCGAGCGUCCAAACCCGGUCCGAGUUGCAAACAUACCCUCUGCCUCCCUGGUCACUGCGAGCUUAUUUCUGUGCCCUCGAACGCUUGAACUUUCGAGACACUCCCAAGGCCCAAGCGCGUUCCUCCCUUCACUUCUUUUCCGCCUCCGGUCCUCGUGCUUCGCACUUUCGCAGUAUACUGAUCUCUUGUUGGAAAUCAGCUGAUCGAAGGCCUCAAGGGUUUCUGCGAAAUCUUCUAUUGUCCUUUGAGUCGCUUUACUCUCAGAAGAAGCUCUUUAGCUUCCUAGUUCACACCACCUAAAUGGCGAUUGCUGCACAAACUCCUGAUAUUAUGGGAGAGCGACAGUCCGGUCAGGACGUUCGGACUCAAAAUGUUGUGGCCUGUCAAGCAGUUGCGAACAUUGUAAAAUCGUCGCUUGGGCCCGUUGGUCUUGAUAAGAUGCUAGUUGAUGAUAUUGGUGAUGUAACAAUCACUAAUGAUGGUGCUACAAUACUCAAGAUGUUAGAAGUUGAACAUCCAGCUGCCAAGGUACUUGUGGAAUUGGCUGAGCUCCAAGAUCGAGAGGUUGGAGAUGGAACAACCUCAGUUGUCAUUGUAGCUGCAGAGCUUCUUAAGAGAGCAAAUGAUCUGGUGAGAAAUAAGAUCCACCCAACAUCUAUAAUCAGUGGAUACAGACUUGCUAUGAGGGAAGCAUGCAAAUAUGUUGAUGAGAAGCUGGCCACGAAGGUUGAAAAGCUGGGAAAGGAUUCCCUCAUAAACUCUGCCAAGACAAGCAUGUCAUCCAAAUUAAUUGAUAUUGAUAGUGACUUCUUCGCUAAUUUGGCUGUAGAUGCAGUUCAAGCAAUAAAAGCUACCAAUGCAAGAGGGGAAAUUAAAUACCCUAUCAAGAGUAUCAAUAUUUUGAAAGCUCAUGGGAAAAGUGCAAAAGACAGUUAUUUGCUGAAUGGUUAUGCACUAAAUACUGGCCGUGCUGCCCAAGGAAUGCCCAUUAGAGUUGCUCCUGCAAGGAUUGCUUGUCUCGAUUUUAAUCUUCAGAAGACAAAAAUGCAAUUGGGUAUUCAAGUUGUAGUUACAGAUCCUAGGGAGCUUGAGAAGAUUCGUCAAAGAGAGGCUGAUAUGACAAAAGAGCGUAUUGAAAAGCUUCUGAAAGCAGGUGCCAAUGUUGUGCUAACAAGUAAAGGGAUUGAUGAUAUGGCACUCAAGUAUUUUGUAGAGGCUGGGGCAAUUGCCGUGAGGCGCGUUCGCAAAGAGGAUCUGCGUCAUGUUGCCAAGGCUACUGGUGCAACAGUUGUUUCAACCUUUGCUGAUAUGGAGGGAGAGGAAACAUUUGAUUCAUCACUUCUUGGUUAUGCCGAGGAAGUUGUUGAGGAGCAGAUUUCUGAUGAUGAUGUGAUUAUGAUAAAAGGGACCAAAAGUUCAAGUGCGGUCUCUGUCAUCCUCAGAGGUGCAAAUGACUACAUGCUGGAUGAGAUGGAGCGAGCUUUGCAUGAUGCGUUGUGCAUUGUCAAGAGAACUCUUGAAUCCAAUGUGGUGGUAGCUGGUGGUGGUGCGGUUGAAGCUGCUUUAUCUGUCUACUUGGAGMAUCUUGCAACAACCUUGGGAUCCCGAGAACAGUUGGCAAUUGCAGAAUUUGCUGAAUCCCUUUUGAUUAUACCAAAGGUUCUUGCUGUAAAUGCUGCAAAGGAUGCCACAGAAUUGGUUGCAAAGCUUCGGGCAUAUCAUCACACUGCACAAACCAAAGCUGAUAAACAGCACCUGUCAAGCAUGGGGCUUGACCUCUCAAAGGGAACUAUCCGUAACAACUUAGAAGCUGGAGUCAUUGAACCUGCAAUGAGCAAGGUGAAGAUAUUGCAGUUUGCUACUGAAGCUGCCAUUACAAUUCUGCGGAUAGAUGACAUGAUCAAGCUUGUCAAAGAUGAAAAUGAGAAUGCGGAGGAAUAGAACUUCAACCUAAAACAUAAUUGAAGUUGUCAUGUGCAUGUUUUUUCUACUUCAGAACUGUGGUCCCAGUCCAGUGUGGCCCUCUUUUUUGGAGGGGGUAUCGAUUUUGUGGAUGUUUAUGUUGUUUUUUGUUUGUAUUCAAUAGCCUCGACUGUUUCAAGAAUGUGUUUGUAUCCUGGUUUCAAAUAUAUUCCAAAUUCUGCGAGUACUAGAAAUCCGUAAUUGAAGGACUGUAGUUCAACAAGA